AUGGGCGCCCUCUGGGCCUACCGCCGAGAGGCCCUAACGCACUUCAUUCAGGCCCUCGACUCGCCCUCCUCUGCUGCAGCUUCACCGUCCGCGCCUGCUUCUUCUUCCUCCUUUGCUUCUUCCUCCUCCGCUUCUUCCUCCUCUGCAUCUUCCUCCUCCGCUUCUUCCUCCUGCGCUUCUUCCUCCUCCGCUUCUUCCUCCUCUGCAUCUUCCUCCUCCGCUUCUUCCUCCUGCGCUUCUUCCUCCUCCGCUUCUUCCUCCUCUGCAUCUUCCUCCUCCGCUUCUUCCUCCUGCGCUUCUUCCUCCUCCGCUUCUUCCUCCUCUGCAUCUUCCUCCUCCGCUUCUUCCUCCUGCGCUUCUUCCUCCUCCGCUUCUUCCUCCUCUGCUUCUUCCUCCUCCGCUUCUUCACCUCCUGUUGCAGAUUCUUCUCCCGCAGGCCGCUCGGGCCCGGGCGCCGCUUCGUCGGCUCCGUGCGGUGGGGUGGAGGUCUCGCGGACAUCCGGCGCGGAGGCUGCGCGCGAGCUCCUGCGAGAGGAGCUGAGUGUGACGCAGGACGCCAUUGGCAAGAAGUCCGCCAAGUGCUACUGUCUGUGGAGUCACCGCACAUGGGUUCUUGGGCAGCUGCUUGUGUCGUUCCUCCGCACCGAGGCUUCUCUCUUUUCUGCAGGCUCGCCGUCCUCCUCGUCCGCUGCACUCGCCGAGGACGCGGCGCAUGCAGAGCGACCCGAAGGCGGGCGAGUGCGCGGAGACGGGCGCGGAGAGGCGGAAGAGGAGGCAGACGAGGCCGCCCGCGAGGCGGAGCAGUCGAGAAGGGAGGACUUUGAGAAAGCUGUCGCGCUGCUGGAGGAAGAAGUCAAAAACUGCGAUAUGCUGCUGCUGCGCCGCGGAGAAGACGGGAGGAACUUCCACUGCUGGCAGCACCGCGCACAGAUUGGCGCUUGGCGCAUCGCAAUCGAACGCCUGCGGCCGCCGCGAAAGUCAGACGAGGAGGCUUCUGAUCCACUCGAGGCGGCUGAGGCGAAAGCCAACAAUGCGCAGGCGGCGAGGGCGCCCCAGUCGGUCUGCGAAGGCGAGGAAGGUCGCCGCGCAGCGGCGGGCGCCAGGAGCGAAGAGGCCGAGGGAGGUGGAGACGAAGAAGAGAGAGGCGCGGAACGCGAGAGCGUGGAGAAGCACGUCAUUGAGGCAACGAUGGCGCUGACCAAGGAGCUCAUCGAGAAAGACUUCAGCAAUUACUCAGCCUGGAGCCAGAGAGUUGCAGGUCUGGCUCUCGGCCUCGCCGACUGGGAGGCGGAGCUCGACUGGCUGUGGCAGGGCCUCUACACGGAGCCGAACGACCAAACCCUCUGGAAGGUCUACACGUUUCUGGUGCUUCGCGCAGCUUCCCGGCGUCCGUGUCCUUCUCUGCUCUCUGUCUGUUCGCUGCCCCGCUGGCGGCCUUCCGCCUUGCAUGGCCGCAGCUCCUCGCCGCGUCCCGCCUCCGGCUCUUCGUCUCCGGCAUCUCUCUCCUCGGCGCCGCCGGCGGAGACGGGGGGGAUGCCCCUGUGCUUUUCAUUCUCCGCCCCCUGCGCCGUGGACGCCUCGCACUCGUCGUGCUUUCUUCGCAUCGAAACAGACGCCCAAGACUGCGGAAAGAUCUCCCGAGGCCGGUCAAUCGCAGGCACUUGGCUCCCUCUCAGCCCUUUGAUAUGGGCGAGCACCGCCGGCGUCAAUCCAACCGUUGUCUUCUUCUUUGCUACUUCGUUCCUCCGUCUCCUCGCUGCACUGCGCUUUCUCUUUUCUUCUCACGUCCUCAGCGACAGCGGCGCGUUGACAGCUGCUCCUGCAGCGGCGGCCUCGCUGCCCGCUGCGUGGCUCUCUGCUUCUCUUCGUCCGCAUCUCAUGUCGCUCCUUCCGCGCUCUUUUCAAAUGCGCCAGGAGACGGACGCUCGUUUUUCUUUCUGUCGUCUUUCCGAUCUCAGCAUCCAGGAGAACGAGGAGGCGUCUGCGCCGGCAGUGAGCUCCGUCUGGAUCUUUAUCGCUGACGCCUCCGCCGUGUCGCUCUCAGCUCACGAAAGUACAGAAGAGCUCAGAGACGCACAAGCCGCGGCAGCGAGAGAAAGGCUUUCUCAGAGACAACCACAUGGAGAAGAGGAAACUGGAGAAAGACAGCAAAGCGCCGAGGGCGGAAAGAACGGCGACAGCGUCGCCAGUGAGAGAGCGGCAAAGCGCAUGCGGACGACGAGAGAGGAGAUAGAGGUAGAGGGCUUCAUCGCUCUCGAAUUUGUGAUUUGUUUCUCAAGAUUUGCCUGCGCCUUCGACGCCGGGGAGCAACGCCCGCAGGACUGUCACCUCGUGCGUUUGCCCAAAGGCCUCGUCGCGCGUCUGCAGGCGUCUCAGCUGAGUUCAGAUUCGGCGUCGUCCGCGAGCCUGCCCUUUUCUCCCUUGUCUCCCUCUGCUUCGGAUUCCGCUGCUUCGCCUCCCUCCGCCCCCGCCGACGCGUGGACCGCGCGUCGCGUGCGGUUCCUUGUCGCCCCUCCCGUGGGUUUGGCUGCCUUCUCUUCUCCACGUUCGUCGUCUGUCUCUGCUUCAUCGUUUCUUCUGUCGGCUGCCGCCGCCGCGCCCUGGAGAGUCCUCGCUCAACAGCGCGUGCAGCCUGGCUCGACUUGUGCGCUGGACGGCGCAGAGCCGCAGGCGCAAGCGGGGAGAGACGACUCCGAGGCGCGCGGAGCCGCGCGGCUGAGCGACGUAGAAGAAUUGAGAAACGCUUUCGUGACGAAGGAGCUCGAGAAGAUUGACGAGCUUCUCGAGCUGGAGCCGUCCUGCAAGCUCGCCAUUGAAGCAAAGUGGCAGCUGCUUCAGGCGUUUCGGCCGCAGAGCUCCCUGGAGGAGCAGGUGAAGCUCUGCCGCGCCAUGGCGGCCGCCGACCCUCACCACAAGCGCCUGCACGACAAUCGUCUUCUGCAGCUGGCAAUCCGACAGAAAAUCCUCGCUCAGGAGGCGGAGUCGCACACGCAGGCAGACCUGGACGCUGACUUUCAGACAACAAGCGAGCAAGAGGGAGAGGGCGGCGCGGAGUUCGCUGCGACGGCGGCCGAGGGCGGAGACAGAGAGAGCGUAGAAAGCGAGACGCAGGACCGGGAAAUUGCGAGGAGACUGCACACGCUCGACCUGAGCUCCAUGGGCCUGCAGCGCCUGCCCUAUCCUGUGCUCUCCGAUAUCUCGCACAAGCUGGAGAGACUGAUUCUGCGUGGAAACUUCGUCUCGGAUCUCUUCUGGGCGGACAGCCACGUCCCGGUUCUGCCGAACCUGAGAGAACUCGAUCUCCGAGAAAACAAGAAAAUUACUUUGCUCUCACCUGUCAUCGUCGCGCUCGCUGACCUGCCUCUGCUUACUAGGGUCGAUCUCGCUCACACCGGGCUCCGACCGAGGACUGCCGAAGAGCGUUCGCCGGCGUUUCAGCUGCUCACUCAGCUCCUCCGCCUCCGCGAAGAAAGCCUGAACGGCCUCAGAGGCAAGACGCUCCCGCGGCUCGUUCAGGAGAAGUCCGAGCAGACAGGCGCAGACAGUCGUCCGUGGGCUCUGCUGCGACGGAGAGAGGCAGACCGCCUGGUCGUGGACGUCUCUGCGACACAGCUAGCAGCGGACCUGAGCGAUGGACAGACAGUUUGGAGUCUCUUCCGAGUGACGAAGGCCGACAAGAAGGGGGAGGCCCACGAGGAGUGUCUCCUCGUGGGCCUCUGA
This is a messenger RNA of Besnoitia besnoiti, 3720 nucleotides long. RefSeq lists its product as uncharacterized. Gene Ontology annotation, biological process: protein geranylgeranylation. The record is from RefSeq and is a predicted model, not a curated record. Gene Ontology annotation, cellular component: cytoplasm; Rab-protein geranylgeranyltransferase complex. The transcript has 9 exons. Gene Ontology annotation, molecular function: Rab geranylgeranyltransferase activity. Lineage: Eukaryota; Apicomplexa; Conoidasida; Eucoccidiorida; Sarcocystidae. Bases 1 to 3720 code for a protein of 1239 amino acids.